Messenger RNA from Opisthocomus hoazin, 1085 nucleotides. Lineage: Eukaryota; Metazoa; Chordata; Aves; Opisthocomiformes; Opisthocomidae. The record is from RefSeq and is a predicted model, not a curated record.
AUGCACGUGCAGGAAAACCGUCCAAUCCCGGAACCAGGUCCCAAUGAGGUCCUCCUGCGAAUGCAUUCUGUUGGGAUCUGUGGGUCCGACGUUCACUACUGGCAGCAUGGUCGAAUUGGGGAUUUUGUCGUGAAGGACCCUAUGGUGUUGGGGCAUGAAGCUUCCGGGACUGUUGUCAAAGUGGGAUCAGGAGUGACUCAUCUGAAACCAGGUGAUCGAGUGGCCAUUGAGCCUGGAGUCCCAAGAGAAAUGGAUGAGUUCUGCAAAACUGGACGCUAUAACCUGUCUCCAACCAUCUUCUUCUGUGCAACGCCUCCCGAUGAUGGGAACUUGUGCCGCUACUACAAGCACAGUGCCAGCUACUGCUACAAGCUUCCAGAUAAUGUCACCUUUGAAGAAGGAGCCCUUAUUGAGCCCCUUUCCGUGGGAAUCCACGCCUGCAGAAGGGCAGGAGUCACUCUGGGAAGCAAAGUCUUUGUUUCUGGCUCUGGACCAAUUGGCCUUGUUAACGUGCUUGUUGCUAAGAUGAUGGGCGCAGCGGCUGUGGUAAUUACGGAUUUAUCUGCCUCUCGCCUGCAAAAAGCCCAGGAGGUGGGGGCAGAUUUCACCAUUCAGGUGACGAAUGAGACCCCGCAGGAGGUGGCCUCCAAGGUGGAAAGUCUGCUUGGCUGCAUGCCUGAGAUAACUGUGGAGUGUACGGGAGUGCAAGCCUGCAUCCAGGCUGGCAUUUACGCCACUUGUUCUGGUGGGACCUUGGUGCUGGUGGGGCUGGGGCCUGAGAUGGUCACUGUGCCCAUUGUGAAUGCCGCUGUGCGGGAGGUGGACAUCCGGGGGAUAUUCCGCUACUGCAACACGUGGCCCGUGGCAAUUGCUCUGCUUGCAUCCAAGCGAAUCAACGUCAGGCCCUUGGUUACGCACCGCUUCCCCCUGGAAAAGGCUCUUGAGGCGUUCGAGACCACCAGGAGGGGCGAGGGGGUCAAAGUCAUGCUGAAGUGUGACCCCACUGACCACAACCCCUGAAGAUGCCACGGUGCCCAGCCCUCUCCCCCGUUACACCGCCUGCCUGAGAUGCGAAGCAUGAGGCC